This is a messenger RNA of Eublepharis macularius, 1545 nucleotides long. Its product is annotated as vomeronasal type-2 receptor 116-like. Gene Ontology annotation, cellular component: membrane. Gene Ontology annotation, molecular function: G protein-coupled receptor activity. The transcript has 4 exons. Bases 1 to 1545 code for a protein of 514 amino acids. NCBI's taxonomy places the organism in Eukaryota, Metazoa, Chordata, Lepidosauria, Squamata, Eublepharidae. The record is from RefSeq and is a predicted model, not a curated record. Gene Ontology annotation, biological process: G protein-coupled receptor signaling pathway.
AUGCCAAAAAACUACCAGCAUAACUUGGCCUUGGCGUUUGCAGUAAAAGAGAUCAAUGAGAAUCUCAACAUCUUGCCCAACUUCACUUUGGGGCUUCAUGUCCUCAACAGUUACUAUACUGCAAGGAUGACCUAUAAAGCUACCCUGAGUUUACUUUCUGCAGAACAGAAGUUCAAACCCAACUUCAAGUGUGAUACAGAAAACAAAAUGAUAUCAAUAAUAGGAGGAUUGGACACUGACAUCUCUGCCAAUAUGGCUACCAUCCUGGCCAUCUACAAAAUGUCCCAACUGCACUACUUUCUAAGAAACACCAUAUUCAACAACAGUGCAGGAGACACUGUGUGUUUUGAUGGCAAUGGAGAAUUAAAAACUGGAUUUGAUGUUACCAACUGGGUCACUUUCUCAAAUGGGUCUUUCGUUAGAGUAAGAGUGGGAAGGCUAGAUCCUUGGGCUCCUGCAGGCAAAGAGCUUACCCUUUAUGAUGAUCAAAUUGUAUGGCACAGAACCUUUAAGCAGUUACAGCCCCGUUCAAUGUGCAAUGACCAUUGCCGUCCUGGCUACAGCAGGAAACGGAAGGAAGGAGAGAAAUUUUGCUGCUAUGAUUGUGAUCCUUGCCCAGAAGGAAUGAUCUCUGAGCAUAAAGACAUGGAUACCUGUGUUAAAUGUCCAGGGGAUCAGUAUGCUGACAAUCAACAAAAACAAUGCAUUCCCAAAGGUAUAAGUUUCCUGUCCUACCAAGAACUUUUAGGGAUCAUCUUGGCCAAAUUGGCGAUCUCUUUCACUCUGGUCACAGCUUGGGUGCUUGGAGUCUUCAUAAAACAUCAGGACACCCCCAUCGUCAAAGCCAACAACCGAACCCUCAGCUAUCUCCUCCUCAUCUCCCUCUUGCUUUGUUUCCUCUGCUCCUUCCUGUUCCUUGGACAGCCUGUAAAAAUGACCUGCCUUCUCCGACAAGUUACUUUUGGCACUGUGUUCUCUGUGGCCCUUUCCAGUGUGUUGGCCAAAACCAUCACUGUGGUUCUUGCAUUUAUGGCAAUCAAACCAGGAUCUGUAAUAAGAAAAUGGGUAGGGAAAGGAAUGGCAAAUUGGAUUAUCCUUUCCUGCUCCCUUAUUCAAGCGAGUAUCUGUACACUUUGGCUAAGUAGUUCCCCUCCAUUCCCAGACACAGACAUGCAUUCAGUGAAAGGGAAAAUUGUACUGGAAUGUAAUGAGGGCUCUGCUAUCAUGUUUUACUCUCUCCUGGGCUACAUGGGCUGCCUCGCCACUGUCAGUUUGUCUGUGGCUUUCUUUGCUAGGAAAUUGCCAGACACUUUCAAUGAAGCCAGAUUUAUCACUUUUAGCAUGUUGAUUUUUUGUAGUGUUUGGUUGUCCUUUGUUCCAACCUAUCUGAGUGCUAAGGGGAAAUACAUGGUGGCCGUGGAAAUCUUCUCCAUCUUAGCCUCCACUGCUGGCUUGCUGGGCUGCAUAUUUUUCCCAAAAUGCUACAUCAUUAUUCUGAGGCCUGAAAUGAACAACAGGGAGCAAUUAAGAAGGAAACAGAAUUAA